CAUCUGCAUUGCUUGCUGUUUGGGGUUUUAGGCUGGGUUUCUGUAUACGUACUUUGUGAGAUCUGCUGACAUAAAAAGGGCUUUAUAAAUACAUUUGAUGAUUUGAUUUGAUCAUGAAAUGCCUAUAUGAUAUACUGUGUGUGGCUAUAACUGUGCAGUACACUUAUCUGCUUACUCCUUGUUCACUCAUUAUUAUAAGCUCAUUAUUACUUGCAUAAUGAAAGUGUUUUCCCAGAACUGGCCAAAGAUAAGUUUCAUUUCUCCAUCAUUGCCACCCUGAAAUCCUCGGUCUUCUCGUCUUCUGAAGUGUACUGCACCCCGUCACUCAACAACCUAAUCCAAUCAAAUGAUUCAAUCGGACUGGGGGGUUGGAUUUAAUCCAGACGAAAUCUCACAAUAAAUUGCCUUCUUCACACACAUUGCCUGAAACGGUUGGUGUCGCAGUUGCAUUCCGAGGUGUGAAGCGACUGAUCUGCACGCAACGAAUCCAGGGCACUAGACUGUAUUUCAGACUUCCUGAUUGGAGCGUGUUAGCGAACAAUUGAUCAUGGCACUAGACGGAUGUGGGCAGCUGUGUAAAUGUAUCCUCAUCCUUUUCAACAUCAUUUUUGCCCUGGUGGGUUUGGCGAUGUUGGGGUUGGGCUUGUGGCUGAGGUUCAGCUCUGAGACCAGAGGAUUUUUCAACAUAGACCUCAACACGCAACAGUUUGUCAUCGGUGUGUCCGUGUUGAUUGCGUUAGGAGCAGUGAUAUUGCUCGUAGCUGCUUUCGGAGACUAUGGAGCGUGUAAUGAGAAUAGGACUGCUUUGGGAGUGUUCUCCUGCCUGCUGGGUAUCCUGGCUGGAGUACAGAUCGGAGUCGGAGUGAUCGCCUACGUGAGAAGUGAUGAGGUUGGGAAGCAGCUGGCGGAAUUCUAUACUACAGUGUAUGCACAGUAUGUGGCCAAAGGAGACCCUGGUAUGGCGGUUACCCUGUCCAUCUUCCACAAUGGGUUGCACUGCUGUGGAAUCAUUGGUGCCUUGGACUUCUUGGUGAAAAAAACAUGUCCAAAAACCGGAUUUAUUGAGACCUUCACUCUCCCGGCCUGCCCCACAGUGAUUGUCGACAUCUUCGUGUCCAAAGCGCCGCUGGUGAUGGGCCUCUUCCUUGGGACUGCGACUAUGCUGAUCACAGCCCUGGUGUGCUGCAGCAUCCUCAUGAAACAGAUCAAGAUGAAUCAGUUGUCUGCCCCUGUGUAUUACAGCCAGUCCGUGAACUGAGGGGACAGGACCACCAACAUGUUGAAACACAUUUUUCGCCGCUGUGAAACCAAACCAGAUGGUUGUCAUUCAGUGACCAUCACCCCAUUCCCUCCUUUUACUUAAUACUUCUGGAGAGGCGCCCAAUAAAAAUGGAUGUCCUCCUAAUUAGCUUUCAUUCAUUUGCGUAGCUGGACAGGGCUCUAGAUCAUCUGUACAUGGCAUUAGCAGGGCUCAGAAUGAGACCACACCAUCCAUUUAGAUGACAUAAACAGGGUAGACAAGACACUGUUGCUCAGUAGCAGCUCAGUUUGUUCUGCCCCGCUUCCCACUGUAGUCCUUCAUCUUCAAAUGUUUUACCUUUUUAAUUCACUGUUACCAAAUGUUAGUGACUGUAUAUAGCUGCUCUUGCUGACAUAAAUGCUGCUUACAUGAAAGCUACUAUUUUAUUAAGAUAUUGUCAGACGGAGCAUUGAAUGAGGGCACCACUAUAAUCAGAAGCUGCUCAUGUUUUUUUGUACAGUCCAACGUGUUGACCUUUCCCUGUGAUCACAUCAGUUUAGAAUCAUGUUUGUGUUGCAACACUUUUACAAUGUUUCAAAGUUAAAAUAUCCAUAUCAAUGUACUGCUGGCAGAAUUAGCAUCUUAAAAUGGCGUGAUCUUAGAUUGUUAGGAAAUUAAUUUCUACGAGGAUUUAACUAUCAACUGCAAACUGGAUUAAUCUGUAGUUGGUUCUCUAUGCCAAAUGGAGUGCAUUUAUUAACAAUGUAGUUUAUUAAUAACAUCUUUAAUCAUUCUACACACUUAGAAUCCUAAUCCCCCAACUGCAGCGCCACUUGUACACCCUAAGGUGAUAUGAAACAUCUGUGAUUUCUUCAGUCCAUGUUUGGAUGUUGAUGUUGGAUGAUAUAUGCAACGUUGCGUCAGGGAUCCUUAAAUGUGCCUCUGGAACAUUCAGUUUCAUUGACUCAUUCUAGUCACUUAUUCUAUUACUUUGAUGCCAUUUCUACCAUGUGAACAACUGAUUUCUAUAAGCGAACUGGGAUGUAAAGGAUACAUUUCCUUGUAAUUUUGAGUCACUCCAAUUGCAGCGCAUGUGUAACCUAGAACCUUAUUGCUCUUGGGAAUCAUAUCUACCAGAAUGCCCCGUCAAGCAGCAGUUGUAAUGGAGGCUGUUGAGUGAUAGAAUAAGCACUUCAUAUGGAGUGCCUUGGUACACCAGCCAAAGUGUUGCCCUGUAAAUGCAGGCCUUGUCAGGAGUGGGCCAAUCAUAUGGUGUGAAAACUACUCAGAAUGACAAAAUGGUGUAACUAACCAGGUCAAGUGUCUUAUUUUAUAGUUCUUAAUGAUAAUUUGAAUUUCCAACACUUGUUUUACAAUGUAAGAACCGCUUAUAUUCUGUUGCAAGCUAAUACAACUGACUGUGUAACAUGGCACCAAAUGUGGAGCUUUUUGUUAAAUAAAUAAAUGUGUUUUUUUCCCUUG
Coregonus clupeaformis (lake whitefish) is the source of this 2722-nucleotide messenger RNA. Its product is annotated as CD9 antigen. Lineage: Eukaryota; Metazoa; Chordata; Actinopteri; Salmoniformes; Salmonidae. The record is from RefSeq and is a predicted model, not a curated record. The coding region runs from base 548 to 1258 and encodes 236 amino acids. The transcript has 9 exons. Gene Ontology annotation, cellular component: membrane.